Messenger RNA from Aspergillus japonicus CBS 114.51, 1008 nucleotides. RefSeq lists its product as uncharacterized. The record is from RefSeq and is a predicted model, not a curated record. NCBI's taxonomy places the organism in Eukaryota, Fungi, Ascomycota, Eurotiomycetes, Eurotiales, Aspergillaceae. The transcript is spliced from 2 exons. Bases 1 to 1008 code for a protein of 335 amino acids.
AUGCCCUGGCGUAAGAGGAAAUGCCAAUACUGCCAAAAGAUUUAUUGGAGUGAUAGACUGCUACGCGAACACUUGCGGAAGUACGUUGGCGAGUGGCGUCUUCCGGCCGACGGCAUCCAUGACUUCUCGGAGAUCACCCAGAUUUUGCGUCAGCCUCGUCAAAUAAGCUACGAGGCUGCUGAUUAUCUGAUACACAAAUGCUGGACCUGUGCCAAGGUCAUUCAAUCUCGCCGCCGGUUCAUCGAGCAUGUUGCUCAUCAGCGCCACUGUGGCUUCACGUACAAAUUCAAAGGAGCGACCUACCGCCCGCGGCGUGCAUGGCCCUUCAAAUUCAGCGAGGAGAGUAUGCUUAUUCGCGAGAAGACCUUUCCGUUUCUUCGCCUUCCUACAGAACUGCGAUUGAUGGUCUACGAGCAUCUGCUUUGUUUCAAGGAGAUUGUUAUUCAUCAUUAUCGGAGCCAUAAUCACUACAUUUCCUGGCUACAACAUAAUCCGUCCAAGAAUGCCCUGGCAAUCAUGGCCGUGAAUCGCCGGAUUUAUGAAGAAGCCCGACUGAUAUUCUACCGUUUGAACACAUUCACCUUCAGCUUUUUUGAUGCUCUACCCAUCUUCCUAAUUGGCAUCGGAGACAAGAAUGCCAAGCUACUACAGAGGGUGCGCUGCAGGAAAGUCCACACAGGCAUGAAGUACACAGACAUCACGAAAUCGUGCCUGAGAGACAUUUACAUGACGGGACAAACGCCGCCCAGAGCAGACCUCGCACUCCAGAGUGUCGCAGACCCGUUAAUGUCACGUGGAUAUGACGACGACGAACUAGUGGCUUGGUGCGCCACGGGCAACUAUCGUCUGUUCCCAGCAAAUAUCUUGAGGGCGUGUGAUGGUCCACCACAAAAGUGUUUCAGGCUCAAAGUUUCCCUGCAGCAAGAUUUAGUCGACCGACGCACUCUGCCCCGACAGGUUACGGCUUCAUAUGAAUUAUACCUACGGAAGAAUCAAGAAGGCGCUUGA